Molecule: messenger RNA, 1087 nt
Organism: Betta splendens (Siamese fighting fish)
Lineage: Eukaryota; Metazoa; Chordata; Actinopteri; Anabantiformes; Osphronemidae
Gene: spaca4l
Product: sperm acrosome associated 4 like
Exons: 3
Coding region: 109-495 (128 amino acids)
Source: RefSeq, a predicted model, not a curated record
UUAUAAAUAGAAGCGGAAAAAAUCCCAGACGAAUAUUCUAACGGUCCGAGUCUCCGCCGAUUAAAGCGUCUUUACAAAGUCCCGUUUGUCUCUCUCCUGUUUUCCAAGAUGAAUAAAAUCGUCCUCCAGCUUUUUGCAGUCGGACUCUGCUUUGCAGUCGGACACGCGCUGCAGUGCUACCAGUGUUUUGGCUUCUGGAACUUGUGCCCAUCUAUCAAAAAAACCUGUGAUGCUGGUGAACAGUGCUACAGCGGUAUUGGGAAAGCAGCUAAAGUUCUAGAUAUCAAGAGGAAGGGCUGUCUAGCAGUGGCCAGCUGCAACCAGACCACCACAGUGAACUACCCCGAGAACAAUCCUAACUCCACCGUCUACACCAUAACCAGGACGUGCUGUUCCACCGACCUGUGCAACGCCGCUGCCGGGCUGCCCGGGGCCUCAGGGAGCCUCGCCCUCGCCACGCUCACCGCUCUGUUUGUGGCCAAAGUCCUGGUUUGACAGACGACAUCAGCACUGCAGCCAUGAAAUGAAAUGUUCCAUCUGUUUUGAGAACCUGAACAUCAGUCUUGGGUUCAUGCUUUUGGUGUAUUCUGUGUUUUUGCUAUUGCCUUGUAUCCAUCAGCUCUCCUGUAUUAAAAGGCUCAUUAAUGUUCACUGAAAUGUUUUCAAAUAUUAUGAUGUUAACUGAAAUAAAGUGAGCUUUUCUUUAGGUGGCCUUUGAUCACUUCUGUAUUUAAUGAGCAGUUCACUGUACGGACUUUUUAUUCCAGGGUUAAAGGUCAUUAUCCUAGAAUAACACUCUGGUCCUGAUGUAUGGACAUAAACUCUUUCUUGGUUUGCUUUGUGUUCACUUUAUUCACUGCCGGUAGCUGUGAAGACAGUUUGUUUGGCUGUUUCUAAUAGUUUUGCCUUUUUGAUACAGCUUGAGGUCUGUGUUCAAUCAGUUCAUGUUCUUAGUAUUGGUUCCCUGUGUUGUACCGCUCAUUCUUUACUACCUUUGGGAUAUAAACCUGUCAGUUUCUAAUGUAACUGGGAGAUUGUGUGUAAUUGUUUGCAGAUACUGAAAUAUACAAUAUUACACCAGUCUGAA